This is a messenger RNA of Fusarium fujikuroi IMI 58289, 1137 nucleotides long. RefSeq names its product probable C6 transcription factor. Lineage: Eukaryota; Fungi; Ascomycota; Sordariomycetes; Hypocreales; Nectriaceae. The transcript is spliced from 3 exons. Gene Ontology annotation, biological process: regulation of transcription by RNA polymerase II. Gene Ontology annotation, molecular function: zinc ion binding; DNA-binding transcription activator activity, RNA polymerase II-specific. The coding region runs from base 1 to 1137 and encodes 378 amino acids. The record is from RefSeq and is a predicted model, not a curated record.
AUGGCGAGUAGCACGCCAACGUCGUGGCCUACAUCCGGAACCUCGGAGCAUCGAGGUUCCAAGACCAAACGAGGCCACAGGAAAUCACGGCUGGGUUGUCAGACCUGCAAGCACAGACGAAUCAAAUGUGGAGAAGAGAAACCUAUUUGCGCUCACUGUGAGAGACGAGGUGAAGAGUGCCACUACACUCUACCAUUGCAUACCAGGCACUAUACUUCGCCAGCGCCGUCACCGCAAGCAUCAGGAGCAGCACCAAAUCUCGGCUCAUUGGACUUGGAGCUUAUGCAUAAUUUCUGCACGUCGACUUACGCUACUCUCAGUAAUGACUCGGUGAUAAGGGAUCUCUGGCGCAUUCGGAUCGUCAGGCUUUGCCUUAACUGUGACUACGCCAUGCUGGCGGUCUUAUCCGUGUCAGCACUUCAUCUCAGCCACUUUUCGGUGGAGAGGAGAGAAUUUCUCCGUGAAAGAGCGAUAACGUACCAUAACCAGGCACUUAGCAUCGCAGCUGGGUUUAUCGACGCGUACAAUGAAAAGAAUGCCCAGCAUCUGUUUGCUUUUUCGAUUCUAACAAUCUAUUAUUCCUUCGCCCAAACUCCAGAGCACGACGAUGGACCGUAUCCUCCUUGGGUAGUCCUAAUAAAAGGCUGCACGAGCUUUAUGGAAUUGGCUCAGAGCACCCUCUUAGGUGGGCCUUUCUCAGCUCUUUUGCACAAGGCACGAAAACGUCUGGACCUGCGACUGCAGACCUUUAAAACAGACUACAUGCAGCAGUUGCGGCAGUUUGUAGAUGAGCGAGUUACAGAUCUAGAGCGGCGGGCCAUUUACCACGAUGCGAUCCAAGCAUUGAACCAGACAUACGGUGUUUUCCAUGAAGUUGAGGGCGAAAAUGAUUUAGUGGAUAUCUUUUCUUGGCUCGUAUUGGCAAAGGAUUUCCUCAAAUUUGUGGCAGAUGAAGAAGAGGAAGCUCUUGUGGUGCUGUCUUACUUUUGCGUCUUGUUGCACAAAUUGCCUGGUCAAUGGUGGUUGAAUGGUUGGGUUAACCAUAUCAUGACCAGGAUAUACUCGUCUGUGGGCGAGAUGUAUCUAACUUAUCUAGUAUGGCCGAUGGAGGAGAUCGGGUGGUUACCCAAGCAUUAA